UGUGUCUCAGAUGUUGUCUCUCUCAAUUUUGUUCAAACUCAGGAAUUACCUUGUCGUUCAUACACAUAUAUGUCGUAAGGUUCACCCUCUUGGUGUAUAACAACUUUUGAAAAUUAAAAGAUCGUUUUUAUACUAAGUAUUCUUUAAACGCAAUCAGUUUGGGAAAUAGCAGCGUAUCCCUGGAAUCAGCGAAAGUUACUUUUCUAAAGUAUCCCGCGGGGCUGCAAGGUGUCGCAGAAACGGAUUUAUAUCGCUCUUAGGGAUAAUUUACCAUCCCGAGUCCCAGUGAUUGGGCUCAUUACGGCUAUGUCCUCUUCCACAGUCAAGGGACAUUUAUCGUGAUUCAUUCAAGAAGAGGUUGUGCCACCUUUUAUUUCGCUUGUGGACAUCUAUGGAGAGCGUCCUGCUGCAUGCUCUCACGCCAGCAGUGGAGUCUACUUUUCACCUCCGGUCUUCCCUUCGCACGCACUCCGGGACAAAGCUGUGAAUGUUGACUCUAAUAAGACCUAACAUAGUGGAAGAGGACUACCAUCACCUCAUUUGAAUGCCUUUGCAAGGAUUUUGCUGGUUUUUGUGCUGCAGGCAGGGAUUCAGUUUGCUCGGACGGGACUAUGGGGAGAGAGAGGAGGAAGAAUCUUUUGAAUUGCGCAACAACGAGAACCUGACUUCCAAUGGACGGAUCCCAACUGACGUGACUGUUUCUCAACCUACACACACGGCGAAUGGAACCAAUGGGCACCUGGUUCCAGGGGUCGCGGGCGAGAUGAAGAGUCUGAUCAUUGAGAAGAAUAACAUGGGCCUGGAGGACGACCCGGAGCUGCUGGUGAAAGGGUGGCUGUUGCGAGAGGUGCGGGGCAGCUGGAUCAAGCAGCGGCGCUACUGGUUCGUCCUGAGUCAGGACUCCCUGGACUACUACAGCGGGCCGGAGAAGGGAGCCCGCAGGCUGGGCACCGUGGUGCUCACCAACCUGUGCUCCGUCAUCUGGCCCGACAAGCAGAGCUACAAGGAGACGGGGUACUGGAGCCUCACGGUGUACGGACGCAAGCACUGCUACCGGCUCUACACGCGGCACUUCAACGAGGCGGUGCACUGGGCGUGCGCCGUGCAGAAGGUCAUCGACACCAAAGCCCCGGUGGAGACGCCCACCCAGCUGUUGCUGCGGGACAUCGAGGAGAACAAGUUCAACCCGGAGGUUGUGGAGCACAUCUACCAGCACAACCCCAUCCUGAAGUACACCCAGGGGCCGCUGUACGCCCCCCUGCUCCCCUUCCCCUACGGCAGCGCAGAGCACAAAUACUACAGCGGGAAGGGCUACGGGCCGGUGCGCGAGGAGGCCGUGAAGCUCUUCCACUGCCUGCAGCAGCUGGAGUCUGCCAGGGAGCCCGUGCCGAUCAUCCAGGGCGUGCUGCAGACCUGCCUGGACCUGCGGCCGCUGCGCGACGAGCUCUACUGCCAGCUGGCCAAGCAGACCUGCUGCACCCCUCAGCCGCACACCGCCGCCCACCUGCGCUACUGGCAGCUGCUCACCUGCAUGAGCUGCACCUUCCUGCCCGGCCCCGCCGUGCUCAAGUACCUGCGCUUCCACCUCAAGAGGAUCCAGAGUCAGACCCCAGAGUCUGAGAUGGAUAACUACGCGACGUUCGUGGGCGAGGCCCUGGACAAGACCAAGUGCCGGGAGUGCGUGCCGUCCUGGGAGGAGAUCCAGAUGCUGAUGAGCAGGCAGGAGAUGCUGUGCACGGUGUACUACCCUGGGUCAGGCUCCUGCCAGCUCUACAUCAACUCCCACACCACCGCCAAUGAGGUGCUGCGGCGGAUGCAGGAGAAGCUCGGCCUGCAGGAGAGCAAGAACACGUUUGCGCUGUUCGAGCAGAAUGCCUUGUGGGAGCAGCCCGUGGCCGGCGGCACGCUCAUCGCCGACAUCCUCACCAGCCUCUCCAGCAAAGAGUCGGAGGCGCCCUGCCAGUGGAAACUUUGCUUCAAGCUCUACUGCCUGCUGGACGCAGACGGCAUAUCGCUGGACAGCAUCGAGUAUCUCUUCCUCUUUGAACAGUGUCACGAGAUGGUGGUGCGCGGCCAGCUGCCCGCCGGCGAGGAGGACCUGCAGGCCCUGGCGGCCCUCCGGCUGCAGUGCAUUGUGGGGGACUUCAGCACGCACGCGCCCUGCCCGCCGCUGGACCAGCUCUUCCCCAGCCACGUGGUGGUAGGCCCGGGUGCUGCUCAGCCUCUCGGCCGCCGCCACCGCCGCCUCCCGCGGACCCCCGCCCCACUGCCAGCUGGCAGUGGCGCCGGGCCUCCUGGCGGGGGCGCCGUGGAGCCAGACCAGCGCCCACAAGCAGAAGGUGGAGCAGGACCUGCGCCUGCGCAGCUGGCUGAAGGAGGAGGCGGCGGCCGUCAUGGGCGCGGUGGUGGAGCGCUGGAAGGGGCUGGCGGGCUACAGCCGCGCCGACGGCAUGGCGGCGUACCUGGCCAUCGCGCGCCAGUGGUCGGGCUUCGGGUGCACGCUCUACGAGGUGGACUUUUACAUCAGCUCCACAGGGAGCUUCUCCCAGAAGCUGUGGCUGGGCGUGGCCGCCACCUCGGUGUCCCUGUACCGCCAGGGGGAGGCGAGAGGCCCUGGAGUCGUUCCCCUACGGCCAGAUCUGCCUCCUACGGCGUCCAAGGACAGCAAACACCUUCAAGGAUCACCGCCGGGGGACAGGGACUAUGCUGUUCGAGACCACCAAGUGCGCCAAGGCACACUGUCCCCGACACUGUGUUCCAGCAGCUGGAUGACAUCAUCAUCUGUCCAAAGUCAUCACUGACUGAGAUCAUGCAGCUGAUGAAUGCCUAUUUCAGUGCCAUCCGUCGCCAGCGGGGGAAGGGUGGGGGCCGGGGGGUGGGAGGGGAGGACGGGGGCAUCGCCAUCCCGGAGAGCACGACGACGACGACGACGACGGAGGUGGGCUUCAACCACCUGCACAACCCCACCUUCCUGGAGCUGCCCUCGCACUCGGUUUGA
This is a messenger RNA of Gadus chalcogrammus (walleye pollock), 2998 nucleotides long. RefSeq names its product pleckstrin homology, MyTH4 and FERM domain containing H3 (gene plekhh3). Gene Ontology annotation, biological process: signal transduction. NCBI's taxonomy places the organism in Eukaryota, Metazoa, Chordata, Actinopteri, Gadiformes, Gadidae. Gene Ontology annotation, cellular component: cytoskeleton. The transcript has 14 exons. The record is from RefSeq and is a predicted model, not a curated record. The coding region runs from base 545 to 2998 and encodes 817 amino acids.